Lottia gigantea (owl limpet) is the source of this 487-nucleotide messenger RNA. RefSeq lists its product as hypothetical. Bases 73 to 327 code for a protein of 84 amino acids. Gene Ontology annotation, biological process: ribosomal small subunit assembly; translation. Gene Ontology annotation, molecular function: RNA binding; structural constituent of ribosome. The record is from RefSeq and is a predicted model, not a curated record. Gene Ontology annotation, cellular component: ribosome; cytosolic small ribosomal subunit. NCBI's taxonomy places the organism in Eukaryota, Metazoa, Mollusca, Gastropoda, Lottiidae. The transcript is spliced from 4 exons.
GAAACUCCGUUACACUAGUUAGUGUAAACCCCUAAAUCGGUCUUUUUCGCCUGGAAGGUUCAUACUGCAAACAUGCCUUUAGCUACAGAUCUAUUGCAUCCCUCAUUGGAGGACGAAAAGAAGAAAUCUAAAUUGAGAAGAUUGGUUCAAGCGCCAAAUAGUUACUUUAUGGAUGUUAAAUGCCCAGGCUGCUACAAAAUCACAACAGUGUUUAGUCAUGCACAAACAGUAGUUUUAUGUGUUGGAUGUUCAACUGUUUUGUGUCAACCAACUGGUGGUAAAGCCAGAUUAACAGAAGGAUGUUCAUUCCGAAGGAAACAGCACUAACUUCUGGUGUGAUUUGUGGUGACCUGUCCAGUUUUUAUUAUGGAAGUGACUGAACUAUGUAAAUUAUGUAUUACAUUAUAAUAAUCAUUAACAUCUUGAAGAUGUAUUUUGUGAUAACUCUUAAUUAAAAUUGGUUCAGGAUAUCCACAACCAAAUUAUU